UCUGCUCGAUUCUGACACGAGUCCACGAAUUCACUUCCAGCCUCACGGAGCAUCGCUGUAGCGACAAGAAACAGCCAGCUGACUUCGGAAGGGACUCCAAAGCAAACCAUUUACAACAAACCACCUCCGAGCCUCCGAGAUUCUUAGCCUCCCAGCUUCCGACCUCCGACGUCCGACCUCCGAACCUCCGCACCUCCGCAUAGCUUCGGAGCCUCCGAGCCUCGGAGUCUUUAAGCAUGGCCAGCCACAGCCUUCUCGAGGCCUUCUCCCGUUCCUUCGCCCCUGUUCUCGCUGCCCCCUCAGCCGUCCAUGCAGCGGCUGCCAUCUCAGCCGUUGCCGAAUCCGCGUUUGCUUCGACGGCAUCUCGCAUGCUCUCGUCUGCUGCCGGCUCUUCCGAAGUUACAUCCUCGCCGCAUUCCCAUCGCUCUCCCUCCCCUCAAUCUCUCUCUCCUCACUCUCCCUCCCCUCGAUCUCCCUCCCCUCUCUCGCCCGCGAGCUCUGACCGCGCUCUCUCAAGCAGCAGCGCCGCACCACCGUCCUCCCGUCCGUCGCAGCAGCCGCUGCCGCAGCACAAGGGCCUGCCGCAGCUGCCGCCUCCCCCUGCCGUGCCGCAACGGCGGGUCGUUGUGACAGGCAUUGGCAUGGUCACUCCUCUAGGAUCAACUUCAUCUGCCACGUGGCAGCACCUGAUUGGAGGAGAAAGCGCCAUUCGAGCCCUGACCCCAUCAGACAUAGCCAUACCUGGCAUGUCUGACACCCUUGCUGCUGCUCUGCUCUCCCAGCUCCCCUCUCGCAUCGCUGGUGUUGUCCCUCCUGUCACAACCCUUCCCGACCCUCCUACUGGGGAUGCUGACGCGCCCAACACAGCAACGGCUUCUGCUGCUACCAGUGGUGGUGGUGGUGCUGUUGGUGCUGCUGCCAGUGCUGCUGCUGGUUUGGAGGGAAUGCCUCGGUUUGUGCAGCAUGCGAUACGAGCAGCAGAUGAAGCGAUGAGGGAUGCGCGGUGGAUGCCAGAGGAGGAAGACGACCGCGUGAGAACGGGAGUGUGUGUGGGAGGAGGCAUUGGCAGCAUUAGUGAGGUAGCAGCGGCAGGCCACCUUCUAUUUCAGCAGAAGAUGAGACGCAUCUCGCCGCACUUUGUGCCGCGCAUUCUUAUCAACAUGGCAGCUGGGCACAUCAGCAUUCGACACCGGCUGAAGGGCCCCAACCAUGCGUCAGUCACAGCGUGUGCGUCAUCAGCCCAUGCCAUCGCAGACGCCUUCCGAUUGGUCCGUUCCGGCACUGCUGACGUCAUCAUUGCAGGUGGCACAGAGGCCUGCAUUGACGCCCUCUCACUCGCUGGCUUUUCCCGCAUGCGGGCUCUCAGCACACGGUACAACGAAACACCGCACCUUGCCUCCAGGCCAUUUGACAAGGCCAGAGAUGGAUUUGUAAUGGGGGAAGGCGCAGGCGUGUUGGUCCUUGAAGACCUAGAACAUGCGGUGCAGCGCGGUGCCAGGAUGUAUGCAGAGAUUAGAGGAGCGGGCAGCUCAGCAGACGCCUUCCACAUCACGCAGCCGUCUCCGUUGGCUACUGGCGCAGUGCUGUGCAUGCGCGCUGCUCUCAAAGAGGCUGGUCUAGAGCCAUCUGACAUUGGUUACGUGAAUGCGCAUGCCACAUCCACUCCUCUUGGCGAUGAGAUAGAGGCGCUUGCCUUGAAGAGUGUGUUUGACCAGCACGUGCUCUCAGGAGCCCUGGCUUUCUCGUCCAGCAAGGGAGCGCUGGGUCACCUGCUGGGGGCUGCAGGGGCGGUGGAGGCUGCAAUCACUGUAAUGGCGCUGCACCAUGGCAUCGUACCUCCCAACGUCAAUCUCCUCAAUCCAGACCCUGUCUUUCGUGGAAGCUUCCUGCCCACUGCAGCAGCGGCAUCAAAGCCUAUGAAUGCUGUCAUGAGUAACUCAUUUGGCUUCGGAGGGACAAAUGCCGCUCUUGUCUUCGGCCUCCCCCCACUCUCUUAGCCGGGCAUUCUGUGUUCGGAGCCACCGAAAAAUACACCAGCAGCAGCAGCAGCACGACCACCACCACUAGCAGCAGCAUCAGAAUUAGCAGCAGCAGCAGCAGUGGCAUCAAAGCGCAUGAGCGCCAUCAUGAGCAACUCGUCUGGCUUUGGAGGGACAAACCCAUCCCUGGUCCUUGGCAUUCCUCCUCUUGCUUGGAGCUAUUUCAACCUUCGGAAGUGUUGCUAAGGGCGGGUCCAAAAUGUUUGUUUCGCAAAAUACCAUACCCAACCAUUCUAGUCUGUUAUUCGAAAGCUUUGAAACGCAACGAAAGCUACUCCACCAUAAGGUCCAAUUACCGCCCAUGAAGAAAUUUUGUCUAAGGGC
This is a messenger RNA of Closterium sp. NIES-67, 2363 nucleotides long. The record is from the annotation of a GenBank genome assembly. Lineage: Eukaryota; Viridiplantae; Streptophyta; Zygnematophyceae; Desmidiales; Closteriaceae.